CGUCACCCGUGGUUACAGAGAAGCGGAAGCCAUAUGUGAUGUCUAGAUUCUAGAUCUAGGGCAUAACGCUAAGUUUAAAGUAAAUUAAACUUUAAAGUAAUUACAAUUAGUUAACCCUAAAUAAUUAAUCUAGAUCUAUACCGAUCUAGAUUUUUAGAUCUAUAAUAAUAAUGGGUUUACUCUCAUUGCUUCGAAAACUGAGAUCAAAUCCUGAUUUGGAGCUUAGAAUUCUGCUACUAGGACUUGACAAUGCUGGGAAAACAACUUUACUAAAGGUUUUAGCUUCAGAAGAUAUAACACAUAUUACACCAACACAGGGAUUUAAUAUCAAAUCAGUGCAAUCUAAAGGUUUCAAGUUGAACGUCUGGGAUAUUGGAGGACAACGAAAAAUUAGGCCUUACUGGAAAAAUUAUUUUGAAAAUACUGAUCUCUUGAUAUAUGUCAUUGACAGUGCUGAUCGCAAAAGAUUUGAAGAAACAGGGGAGGAGUUAACAGAACUGUUAGAAGAAGAAAAAUUAGCUGGAGUACCAGUUUUAAUAUUUGCUAAUAAACAAGAUUUACUUACAUCAGCUAAGGCGAGUGAAAUAGCUGAAGGAUUGAACCUAAAUUCAAUAAGAGAUAGAGAGUGGCAAAUCCAAGCAUGUUCUGCUGUGUCCGGUGAAGGAAUAAAAGAAGGUGUAGAGUGGAUGACCAAAACCUGCAAUAACAGAAAAAAGUAAAUAUAACUUAUAACACAAUUCAACGUGAUUGAGAAGUGCAAAUAGUGUGCAUUGAACUACAAGAUUGUAAAUACAAAAAAAAAAUGUUCUUUUGAAUGUGCUUCAUUAUACAAUUCAACUAUUGUUUAUGUGAUGCACGUUUUUUUACAUGCAAUAUAUGCAUUUGUUAAUAAUGUUUUAAAUAAUUAGAGAAAAAAAUAGGUUGCAGCUUAACUAGGUAAAUUAAAAUAUAAAUAAACAACCUUCAUAUUAAUUUGGAAAGCCUGCGGUAAAACCUAAUGCAUUCAUAUGAACUUCAGAAUCAGAUUUAGUAUUUUCCAAGCAAGAACAAAUGACUUGCUGGGCAGGUAGUUGUAUUUUUCGCAAAUUAUUUUUAUUUAUAUUAUUUUAAAAAAUCUUCCUUGGCAUUGGUAUACAUUCUCAAUUGAUAGUAAAUCUCAUUUCUCUGAAGACAAGUCUGAAUCUACCCUGCAACUGGAAAAUCAUUUUGUUUCCGUCCACACAUAUAAUUCAUUUAGUCAUUAAAGACAUUUUUUUUUAGAGUUAGUCCUGACAUUUUAAACCAUAUGUAUUAGUCAUUUGUUGAAUCCAAUGUCUAUUUGUAAAAUAAGUGUCUGCACAUCACAAGCAGUUAUUACAGUAAAUUCUUCAUAUUAACUCAGUUUCACCAAAAUAUUUAUUUAGGCCCUCACUGGGGGAUUUGAAAAACAGUUUAAAAAAAGAACUAGAAGUAUUAAUAUAGAAAUGAAUAACAACAUCCUUCUAGGAUCUUAAUAUGGAAAACAUUCUAAUGCUAAAACAAAAUGUGAUUAUAAUUUUUUUUAUACAUGAGAGAAAAAGAGAGAUACAGAUUAAGGUGAAAGUGCAACAGAAUGUUAAUUUCCUAUGAAGCUGUAAUAAAUAUAUAUUACAUAUCUCUUACAAAUUUUGUGUAAGAAUAAUGCAUUAAAUUAUACAUUUUAUUUA
Biomphalaria glabrata is the source of this 1685-nucleotide messenger RNA. RefSeq names its product ADP-ribosylation factor-like protein 3. The transcript is spliced from 6 exons. The coding region runs from base 171 to 719 and encodes 182 amino acids. Gene Ontology annotation, molecular function: GTPase activity; GTP binding. NCBI's taxonomy places the organism in Eukaryota, Metazoa, Mollusca, Gastropoda, Planorbidae. Gene Ontology annotation, biological process: cilium assembly. Gene Ontology annotation, cellular component: microtubule cytoskeleton; cytoplasm. The record is from RefSeq and is a predicted model, not a curated record.